Messenger RNA from Caenorhabditis elegans, 1396 nucleotides. It is a transcript of the gene C41G11.1, whose product is annotated as Calcineurin-like phosphoesterase domain-containing protein. Gene Ontology annotation, molecular function: hydrolase activity. NCBI's taxonomy places the organism in Eukaryota, Metazoa, Nematoda, Chromadorea, Rhabditida, Rhabditidae. The record is from RefSeq and is marked reviewed.
UCCUCAACACUUUUCAGUUAAAUAUUCAUUUCGUUCAUGCGCCAAGAAAUUAUGCUGGCGAUAUUUAUUACAAUUUUAUUCAUUUCUACUGUAAUAUCUCAGGAGAAUGGAACCAUCACAGAAAUUCCACAAGAAGUUCUGGAUAAUUCUACAGCUACAUCAAUUCCAGAAGAAAUAUUAACAUUCCUAUUAAUGGGUGAUACUCAAUUUCAUUUCCCAUGUGAACAAGACAAUGUGCAGUGUAAACAUGUUUCGAAAAAAAAUAGAGCCCGUUUCUUUUUGGACAAUGAACUUGAAUUCCUACCAGGGGUUGAAGUUAAUGAAACAGUGCGGCAGGGUAAGGAAUCAACUACCACGUUGGAGAGCAGGUUUGCAAAUCGUGUGCAGCGACAAGCUCUUGAUGCAUUAAUUGGGAGUAUGGACUACAAGCCGGCAGCAUUGAUUAUUAAUGGCGAUUUGACUGAUUUUGGGCAUCUUCAUCAGUUACACGAGUUUCGGAAAGUCUGGUACGACAAUUUUCCUAUUCCAUUACUGUUGGGAUUAGGGAAUCAUGAUUACGACAACAAUGUCAACGACUGUGUUCUUAACUUUUGUGCGCAUACAAUGCUCUCAUGGUAUACCGACUAUGUGAAAAACCAUUCGAUUGUUGCUGACAUUACGCGAAAGCCGGUAAACAUGGAUGUUGAGUACACUGGAAGUUUGGCUUACACUGAAAGAGUUUGCUCCAAAAACGGAAAAAUGUGUGCUUUUGUAAUUCAACUCAAUAACGCCAUUGACUACAAUGUGACAGUAUCUUCCCUGUUUGUCAACUGGAACUUGGUUCCACCGAUCGAAUAUCUUAGCAAGGAACUUAUAAUUCUUAGUAAUACAUCUCUCCCAAUCCUCGUCAACUUGCACCAAUGCUCAGGCACUCGUAGCGUGAAGGUCAAACGGAUGUUAAACAGUUGGAUGUUAAAUAUGAAGGCAACUUUUAAAUCCAAUCAAAAAGUGCCACGGCUUGGAGUCUUUUAUGCACAUGUGCAUGGUAGACACGAAGUUGUUUUGGAGUGCAUGGGAGGGUACAAAAUCCCAUUUGUGUACAUAGGGAGUGUACCAAAUAACAGGUUCUCUAAAUUGGAUAUAACUUCCCUAAACGCUACUAUUACUGGAUACAAAGCUCGUGACAGUUUGAUGCACAAUGGAGAAAUGCUGGAAAAGUUGGAGACUGUCAAGCUAUGGGGACCUUGCACCGGAACGGAAACUAUUCGAUUUGAAGAUCACGCAACUAGAAAACGACGAAAUUUCAUUCGCAGAGCUCGAAACCAGGCUCAUAAAUCUGACAAGUGAUUAUUAAAAAAAAACCUCUUUUCUUUUGCAAUUUAUUCAAUUUUUGAAAUUAAUAAAUGAACAAUUUGUU